Molecule: messenger RNA, 513 nt
Organism: Cucurbitaria berberidis CBS 394.84
Lineage: Eukaryota; Fungi; Ascomycota; Dothideomycetes; Pleosporales; Cucurbitariaceae
Exons: 1
Coding region: 1-513 (170 amino acids)
Biological process (GO): mitotic sister chromatid cohesion
Cellular component (GO): Ctf18 RFC-like complex
Source: RefSeq, a predicted model, not a curated record
AUGCCGUCGGUCAUCCUGCAUCCUCCCUCCAAAUCUACCUCUCCUUCGUCGACCGAAAACCCUCUCCCUGCGCUCCUCCACACGCCCUCAGGCCUUGCCCUACUCGAACUUCAAGGCACAGUACACUUCCCGCCACCUACAGCUUCGUCCCAAGCUACAACGCAAAUUGGCAAACUCGUCUUUCCGCUCUAUCAUCCCUCUAAUGACCCGAGCGACACGAAGUGGAUGAAGCGCGUGUAUAUGUAUGUUGGAAAGGGCCAGAGGAUGACAGGGGAGUGCAAGAAGUUAGGGAAGCCUAUUGGAGUUGUUAAGAAGAGAGAAAGAGGAGGGACAACUGGUAUAGAUGAGAAUGGGAAUGGGAGAGGGUCGGAGGAUGUAGAGAUGGGUGGUGUGGAUGGGGAGGGCGAACAGACAGUCAUGGAGGAAGAGCUGGAGAUUGUGGAGGUGGUGAGAUAUAAGAUUGUGUUCUCGUCGAGGCCUGAGCCUAUUAGUGGGGUUCAAGAGGUGGGCUGA